AUGUUGCAUGGCUCUGAAGAAAUAAAGGCGCAGCUGUGUCGAGAUGAUGUCGCUAAAAGCUGGUACGAUCGAGAGCUGGAGCAGCUGAUGGUGGGAUAUGCGGAGAAGAACGACGAGGAAAUGACACGCGAUGUAGACGAACUGUCGAUCCUUUUCGAGGGUCUUGUGGAUGGAUCAGACAUUCCGCUACCUUGUGAUGCUCUGGACGGAACCUGGAUCGAAAGCUUGGACGACAGUGUGGUGGACGUGAACGAUCUAUCAUCUGCGUAUGAAGUGCUAAAGGGAGAGGCAGAGGUGGCAGCGGUCUCUGACUCUGAUGACGACGACGAAGAUGAAGAUGAAGACGAAGUUGUGAGAACGGAAGAGUUGGUGGAGAUUAGCGACAAUGUCGUGGACAUCUCCAACACCCAGAUCAUCCCUUCUACCCCUGUUUGGGCGACGAUGGCUCCGCUGGACCCUCGGUCCUGCAUCCGUACACCAGUGUUCCCGAAUCUGGAUUCGCGUAUUCCGAUCAUCCAAGUGCCUCGAAUCGACUUGUCUUUUUCGGCCAACCGCGUAGUUAUGCUGGCUGCAGGUGCCGUGAACGUCGGACGGCUCGAGCAGUCUAUGUCCCCGCAGAAGGAGAAAGUCAAGAUGGCAAAGUACGCUCACGACUCCAAGACGUGCUGGGUGUGCAAGAGUUCCAAGACAGCGGAGCAAAAACGUGCACUGCACCGGUAUCACGAAAAGCGGACGCGUCGCAACUGGAAACGGGGUCCUCGGUAUUCUGGCCGUAGUAGCGUGGCAUCGUCACGUGUGCGCAAUAGCGGACGGUUUACGUGCGCAACGCGGUGGAUCUGA
Peronospora matthiolae is the source of this 840-nucleotide messenger RNA. Lineage: Eukaryota; Oomycota; Peronosporomycetes; Peronosporales; Peronosporaceae. The record is from the annotation of a GenBank genome assembly.